Aspergillus tanneri is the source of this 2931-nucleotide messenger RNA. It is a transcript of the gene chsB, whose product is annotated as chitin synthase class II. NCBI's taxonomy places the organism in Eukaryota, Fungi, Ascomycota, Eurotiomycetes, Eurotiales, Aspergillaceae. Gene Ontology annotation, cellular component: cell periphery; cell septum. The coding region runs from base 1 to 2931 and encodes 976 amino acids. The transcript has 5 exons. The record is from RefSeq and is a predicted model, not a curated record. Gene Ontology annotation, molecular function: chitin synthase activity.
AUGGGUCAACAAUGCGACUGCUUCCGACCAGCUGUGAUACCGGAGCACAUCCAGCAAUACUCUAAUCAAUACCAUGAGUAUGACCAGCAAGAAUCCCCUUCGCGACCCAUUUCUAGACUGCACAAUACUCCAAACAUCCCACCGCCUGCAGCAUCAAUGGUAGAUAUCCCUCACUACUCUUCUCGCCCGAGCUCCCCAACGCGGCCUUGGUCCCCAUCCCGUGCCCCCGACUGGACUCGUCCCACUAGACCAUCGUCAGUUGCAGGCUCGCACUACGAAAGUGCGGAUCUCAAUGGCAGUCCUCGACCAGGCACUCCCAGUUCCAGAUAUGGAGGUAGCCCACGACGACCGUUACCGCCUGCACCACUAUUUGCAGGCCCAGUGUCAGCGGCCAGCGGGCAAGAUGCCAGCAUCGACAUCGGUGAUAUCAAUGAUCCUGAUGAUGUCUUUGGGAGUGGCAGGAGAACAGCUGACCCACACCAUCAUCAUAGUGCUAGUGUUCAGUCAUUUAUGAGUGAAUCCACAAUAAUCACUGAUGAAAAAGAUACUAUGACCAAAGUUGACUUGGAUGAAUAUGACGAGACAAGCGAGAUGGUGGAUCCUAAUCUACACUAUGGUCCCGCUCCGGAGAAGCAAAGCCGACGGGGUGUUCGAGAGGCUCAGAUGUCUAAAAAAGAAGUCCAACUGAUCAACGGUGAACUGAUCUUGGAAUGUAAGAUUCCAACCAUCUUGCAUAGCUUCCUACCUCGUCGAGACGAUCGAGAAUUCACGCACAUGCGAUACACAGCGGUGACCUGUGACCCAGACGACUUCGCCCAAAGGGGAUACAAAUUGCGCCAACAGAUCGGUAGCACCAUGCGCGAAACGGAGUUGUUUAUCUGCGUGACUAUGUACAAUGAGGAUGAGAUAUGUUUUACUAGGACUAUGCAUGGCGUUAUGCGGAAUAUUAGCCACCUCUGCUCCCGCUCGAAAUCCCGAACUUGGGGCAAAGAUGGGUGGCAAAAGAUUGUGGUUUGUGUGAUUGCAGAUGGCCGUAAAAAGGUGCAUCCCAGAACUCUCAACGCUUUGGCAGCCAUGGGUGUCUAUCAGGAAGGGAUUGCCAAGAACAUCGUGAACCAGAAACAGGUGAAUGCGCAUGUCUACGAGUACACAACCCAAGUGUCGCUUGACUCAGAUCUGAAGUUCAAGGGAGCAGAAAAAGGCAUUGUUCCAUGUCAGGUCAUCUUCUGCCUGAAGGAACAUAACCAGAAGAAGCUUAACUCCCACCGCUGGUUUUUUAACGCGUUCGGCAGAGCGCUUCAGCCGAAUAUUUGCAUUCUUCUUGAUGUUGGUACAAAACCAGAACCGACCGCUUUAUACCACUUGUGGAAAGCAUUCGAUCAGGAUUCCAAUGUUGCUGGGGCUGCUGGCGAGAUCAAGGCUGGCAAAGGCAGAGGCAUGCUUGGUCUUCUCAAUCCUUUAGUUGCAAGCCAGAAUUUCGAAUAUAAGAUGUCUAACAUUUUGGAUAAGCCCCUGGAGUCUGUCUUCGGCUAUAUUACCGUGCUCCCCGGUGCCCUUAGUGCCUACCGGUUUUUUGCACUGCAGAAUGAUGCAGAGGGCAACGGGCCAUUGAACCAGUACUUCAAGGGAGAAACGUUGCAUGGACAGGAUGCGGAUGUGUUCACAGCCAACAUGUAUCUAGCUGAAGACCGUAUCCUCUGCUGGGAAUUGGUAGCUAAGCGCGAUGAAAGAUGGGUCUUGCGAUUUGUCAAGAGUGCGGUUGGAGAAACUGACGUCCCAGAUAAUAUUCCUGAGUUUAUCUCCCAGCGAAGACGUUGGCUGAAUGGUGCAUUUUUUGCAGCCGUCUACUCUAUUGUCAAUGCAAACUUCUAUCUCGCGUUCUAUUUCAUUGCUGGAUCACUUUCAAAUAAGAAAAUUGAUCCAUUUGGUCACAAUAUGGGCAAGUACAUUUUUACCGUGCUACGAUAUGCUUGCGUGGUAAUAAUGUGUCUACAAUUUAUCAUCUCGAUGGGAAACCGACCUCAGGGUGCUAAAAAGCUGUAUUUAUCCGGCAUUAUCGUGUACUGUGUCAUCAUGGUCUACACUGCAUUCUGUACCAUAUACCUUAUCGUCUUGGAGCUUAUGGCAAAAGCUGGAGCCAAUACUCACAUUGAUCUCAAGGUGGAUGACGGAUUAUUUGUAAAUAUUGUCAUUUCGAUGCUUUCAACUAUCGGCCUUUAUUUCUUUAGCUGCUUCCUCUACCUUGAUCCAUGGCACAUGUUCACCUCGUCCGCACAAUACUUUGCGCUCAUGCCGAGUUACAUUUGUACCCUGCAGAUUUACGCCUUCUGCAACACUCAUGACGUGACCUGGGGUACCAAAGGUGACAACACGAUCCACACGGAUCUGGGUGCAGCGCGUAUUAUUAACGGCUCCAUUGUCGAAGUUGAGAUGCCCUCGGAACAGCUUGACAUCGACAGCGGGUACGAUGCCGCACUGCGGAAUCUCCGUGACCGCCUCGAAGUUCCCAAGCCUCCCAUCCCUGAAAGCCAACAGCAGGAAGACUACUAUCGAGCUGUCCGCACGUAUAUGGUGUCGAUCUGGAUGGUGGCCAACCUCAUCUUGGCCAUGGCUGUUUCGGAGGUCUAUGGGGUCGAUUCUGGUGGUACGAACGUCUACUUGGCCAUUGUGCUGUGGUCUGUCGCUGUGCUCGCCCUGUUCCGUGUACUUGGAUCCACGACCUAUGCCAUUCUCUUUGUGGUGCAGAAGAUCGUCGAGGGCAAGACCAAAUUUGAGGCGGGCAAUAUCGCCCAUGCACAUGCGGCAGCCAAUGCUAGUGCCGUGGGUAGCAGCACCAGCUAUGGAGGGGGAGGUAGUGUUCGAGAUACAUUCACCGAGGCUAAGUGGGCCGUUAAAAGACAGAUGGGUAAGGUCAUGUUUUGGAAGAAAUGA